Caenorhabditis briggsae is the source of this 1035-nucleotide messenger RNA. The coding region runs from base 1 to 1035 and encodes 344 amino acids. The transcript has a single exon. Gene Ontology annotation, molecular function: ATP binding; protein serine/threonine kinase activity. The record is from RefSeq and is a predicted model, not a curated record. Gene Ontology annotation, biological process: protein phosphorylation. NCBI's taxonomy places the organism in Eukaryota, Metazoa, Nematoda, Chromadorea, Rhabditida, Rhabditidae.
AUGGAGCGCAUUUCCCUCCUCAAAUUUUCCUUUCUUUUCAGGUCUAUCUGGCAUCAACCCGUGACCCAAAUGGAGCCCAAUGCAAAUGGAGCCCAAUGCAUAAAAUCGAUUAAAAAGCCAGUGGACUAUGAUGGUCGAAGCCGUUUGAUAUCAGAAAUUCAAAUUCUCAAAAAAACCAAAUCCCCAUUUCUCUGUGAAAUGUACGAAUGUUUUGAGACCCCAGAAAAAGUGUUCCUAGUGCUAGAACUCUUGAAUGGAGGAGAACUUUAUAGUCUAAUUAAAGAGAAAGGACCAAUGAAGAGAACCCAAGCCAGAUACUACUUGGCACAAAUUGCAUUGGGUUUGGAGUAUCUUCACGAGAGUCAUAUAAUGCAUAGAGAUUUGAAGUCAUCGAAUGUAAUGAUUUCGAGAAGAAGAGAUGCCAAAAUCGCAGAUUUCGGUUUGAGCAAAAUGAAUUUCCCACUUGGCGCCAAAACUAAAACUUUUGGAAUUGGAACACUCGACUCAAUGGCUCCAGAAAUGAUUCGAAAAGAGCCAUAUGGUCAUGAAGUGGAUUACUGGGCACUUGGAGUGCUGGCAUGGGAGAUGUUAGUUGGAGAAUCACCAUUCAACGGAAAGACGAGAGAAGCGACAAAGGAGAAAAUUAAGAAUGAGAGAUUAGAGAUCCCGAUGAGCUUAUCUCACAUGUCUGCUCAGUUUUUGAAAGGAUUGCUCACCACAAAAGUGGAGAAACGAUUUGGAAUUUUUGAAAUCAAAAAGUCCAAUUUCUUUGGAAAAAUCGAUUGGGAGAUGUUGAAGAGAAUGGAAUAUCGUCCACCAUUCAAUCCAAAAUUGAAGGAUGAUUCUGAUAUUUCGAAAUUCGACCCAGAAAUCACUUUAUACGAGAAUCCAUGGAAAACUGAAGAUGAAGAUUCUGAAAUUAUGGAAAUCAACAAAUUUAAAGAGUUCGACCAUCCAAACGGAUCUCCAGAAGUCAUCACGUUGGAUUCUGAAGAUAUUGAAGAGGAGGGUCCAAAGAUUAUUGUGCUGAAUUAA